CUCAGCCGACACAUGAAAAUACACCUGGGAGGUGAGAAGCCGUACAAAUGUGUUGACUGCGAAAAAGAGUUCACUCACCCUGGCUCGUUAAGGACCCAUAUGAUUACUCACAAUGGCAACCCAUCUCUGAAAUGUAACAUCUGUGGCAGACAGUGCGUUCGACAGUCUCACCUGGAAAAUCACAUGCGUAUACAUACAGGGGAACGUCCAUUUACGUGCAACAAUUGUAAUAAAUCUUUCUCACUUCUCAGUAGUUUAAAAACACACAUGACAGUUCACACAGGUUUAAAACUGUUAACAUGUUCACUGUGCUGCAAACAGUUUAAUAGACCUUGCAACCUCGAAGCUCAUAUGAGAAUGCAUUCCGGGGUCAAACCGUACAUUUGUACAGAAUGCGGGAAAAGAUUUCCACAUUUUGGUAGCUUGAAAAUUCACAUGGAGAAGCAU
Messenger RNA from Helobdella robusta, 447 nucleotides. RefSeq lists its product as hypothetical. The record is from RefSeq and is a predicted model, not a curated record. Gene Ontology annotation, molecular function: DNA-binding transcription factor activity; RNA polymerase II cis-regulatory region sequence-specific DNA binding. The annotation marks the transcript as partial. The transcript has a single exon. NCBI's taxonomy places the organism in Eukaryota, Metazoa, Annelida, Clitellata, Rhynchobdellida, Glossiphoniidae. Gene Ontology annotation, biological process: regulation of transcription by RNA polymerase II.